Molecule: messenger RNA, 2834 nt
Organism: Bufo bufo (common toad)
Lineage: Eukaryota; Metazoa; Chordata; Amphibia; Anura; Bufonidae
Gene: WDR89
Product: WD repeat domain 89
Exons: 2
Coding region: 165-1316 (383 amino acids)
Molecular function (GO): protein binding
Source: RefSeq, a predicted model, not a curated record
CUGUACUGAGUCUGCGCGUGUCCAACAUGUCUUCUUGUACUGUGCACAUGGAAGUCAGGGGCCACUCACCGGGAGCUUAGGGGCCACUGACGGCUGCCGUGAAAGUGCUGUUCUUGUCCACAGAGUGAUCUAAAGGGAAUAUCGGAAGAUCUGUCUUCUUCAUCAUGGAAGCUUUAGCAGAAGAGCUUUCACACCUCAACCUAGCGAGGCGUUCAGCCAUGAAAGACAGCUCGACUUACAUCCUUGACAUUGACGUGUCGAAAUCAGUGGAGGAACAAAACAGUCAGACGGUUGCAAUUCUGUGCUCGGAUAAAACGAUCAGGUUAUAUAACAAGGAAACCAUGGCCUGUCUGCACGAGUACAACGCGAGACCCACUGUGCUGAGCGGCGUGCGCUUCUCCCACACAAACAGCAAUCUGGUGUUUUCAGCCUGCAGCGAUGCCACUGUAAAACUUUGGGACGCCCGUGUGUCGGGCACUGAUGCUGUACAGCAAUAUACUGGUUACCCGUCCAACGUCUUCAUCAGCUUCGAUGUUGGCUCUAAUGACCUUGUUGUCUGUGCCGGCACAGAGAAAGUAGGUGAUGACGUGUAUCUGGUCUUCUGGGAUGGAAGAUACACUCCGGAUACAGAAUCUAAAGAACCUCUCGGUGUUUAUUCAGAGUCUCACAACGAUGACAUCACUCAAGUUCGCUUUCAUCCAACCAACCCAAGCCUGGUGGCGACCGGUUCCACCGAUGGUCUGGUCAAUGUGUUUGAUCUCAAUGAAGAUAACGAAGAUGAUGCGUUGACUUCUACCUGCAAUUCCGAAUCCUCUGUGAAUAUCAUUGGGUGGGCAGGAAGGGAUGAUAAGCAGGUAUACUGCCUGACGCACAGCGAAGGGUUCCUCUGGUGGGAUCUCGACCAGGUGGACACAGAGGAACCGAUUACUCUCUGUAAGGUAGAGGACAUGAGGGAACAUGUUAGCGGAUGUCACAUUGACUAUCUCAUUGCUGGUUUCUAUAAUAGGGGAAGGGAUGCGUUGCUGCUUCUCGGAGGGACUCAAGAUGGGGACAUCAGUUUGUUGAAUUGUAAUUUUGAGAAGGUCACGCAUCUAAAAACCCUAACUGGUGGGCACAGCACCAUCGUGCGCUCAGUCUACUGGUGUGGAGACGAUGACUCCUUGAUAAGUGGUGGGGAAGACGCUCAAUUGUUGUUAUGGAAGCCGAAAGUCAAGGACAUGUCGCCUAAAAAGAGGGACUCAAAGAAAGCAGCUUCCUCUGUGCAGCAGAGGGUUCGUAUGCACAACACCAAAUCCUUCUUGAGCAAGCAAAAAUGAUCAUCGUUAAGUCCUAUGGGCUCAUGGUAUUGUAUGCAUACCACGUUUAGGUCCGUAAAUGUCUCAUUACAUUGCUGAGAAAAUGAUAUUUUUUUUUUAUAUAUGCAAAUGAGCCUCUAGGAGCAAUGGGGGCGUUUCCAUUACUCCUAGAGGCUCUGCUCUCUCUGCAACUGCUGCGUCCCCUGCACUUUGACAGGGCCAGGCGCAAUCACCUUUAUACUGCCUGGUCCUGUCACUCAAAUUGGAAAGGGGCGAGGCAGUUACAGAGAACGGAGCUUCUAGGUGUAAUGGUAACGCCCCCGUUGCUCCUAGAGGCUCAUUUGCAUAUAUUAAAACCUUGUUUUUCUCAGCAAUGUGGGCACAUAUGAACAUGGGACCAACACGGAUGCCUUCAGACGCCGAGCACACAUAACAGGUCAGCCAGUGUCAUAGGUACAGAUCUGCUAAAAGAUGCCCUUUAACGGAGUUUGGAUUUUUUACAAAUAUUUUUACUCACUGGUUAUAAAGUUAAGAUUUUAAGAGAGGGCGUCAUCCAUAUUCUAGGAGACAUGUAUAAUGAAUGGGUCUUUUAAUAACCUUUUUGUAUGGGAAUUUAUAUUUUUAUUGGAGCUGCCCCCUUGGUUUUAGUAACCUAGAAGAUUGACGGCUGACCAAGACCCCCUGGUCCGUCUGAUCUGCCCCUCAGGUAGUUAUGUGCUUAUUUCAGGCCGCUUUACAUCCACGGUCUAAUUUCCAACCAUGUCGUCUGCUGAAAGUUUGUUCCAAGUGUAUACUCGCCUCCCCCAAUUUCAGAUUGUACCCCGUUGUUCUUGUUUAGUUUUAAUCUUAUAGAUUUUAAUCUGUUAAUUAGAAUAGGGGGUGUACAGCCUGCAGUCCAUGCUGCAUUCAGAGCAGACCCCAAUCCUCAGGAUAGGUCAUCAAUAUGAGAUUGGUGGGGGUCCGACUCCCGGCACCAUACCGAUUAUCUGUGCCCAGAGGCCUCGGUGCUCUGAGAAUGCUUAGACCUCUUUCUAGGCCAGUGACGACAUGUUCAUCGGUUACAUGGCCUAGGCGCAGCUCAGUCCCAUUUAAGUGAAUGGGGCUGGGCUGCAAUACCAAGCACAGCCACUACACAGUGGACGGCGCUGUACUUGGUAAGCAGCGGUGCUCACUGGAGACCCUCCUCAAAUAGCGGAUCGGCAGAGGUUCCGGGAGUCUGACCGAUGUGAUAUUGAUGACCAUUCGAUCAAUAUGUAAAUCCCAGAAAACCCUUUUAAAUUUUACCGUGGGCUUUGGGAUUGGUUUAUUCUGCCAACAUGACCCUCUGACCAGAAAAGGUUGUGUACCCCUAUCUAAAAGGUCGAUUGCUUCAUUGAAUGUAAUAGGGGCAGUUGUACUGGUGCCUUACUGCAUAAUGCCCAUAUCACCACGUGCUGUAUAGUUGCCACUGGAACAGAAAUGUAAAACAGUAAAUUUGGAUUGUAAAUUAUUUUCUGAAUAUCAUUGUAUUUUUAAAUAAAAGGAGUUUGGUACUUUGUG